AUGUAUUCUCCUCAUGCAGAAAGCUUUUCCUGGACCAAACGGCCGCGAAGCAAUGUAUCCCACCUAGACUCCCCUGAUGCUACUUCGCUAACACCAUGGCACGAGUCGUCGGGGGGUACUUUGAACGGAAAUCAGACCAAAUUAGUGACAGACGCUGCACGCCGCAUUUCUAACCUCUCAGGAUACUACAAUAUUUUUCGCGUCUCAGCAUAUUGCAAUUCUGAUUAUGGACAUGAUAACGAACAUGAAGAUGUACCUACCAACCCAUUCGAGCUUUCAGAUGAAAACCCAGAAUUGAAUCCGAACUCAGGCAUCUUUGACGCAGAGGCAUGGGCCAGGAACUUUUUGCAGCUCAGGUCUCGUGAUCCGGAGCGAUACCCUCGUCGUACCGCUGGCGUUUCCUUCCGCCACCUGAGUGUGUUUGGUUCCAAGGGGGCAACGGAUUACCAGAGCACUUUAUCCAACAUCUGGCUCAAGGCUUCAAGCCAUAUCCGCGGACUUCUCAGUCAAAGAAAACCAGCCAAGGUACCAAUUCUGCGGGACUUUGAAGGUCUGGUUGAAAGCGGGGAGAUGCUGCUUGUCUUGGGACGACCUGGAAGCGGUUGCUCAACGUUUCUGCGCACAUUGGCUGGCCAAACUGAAGGCUUACAACUCCAAGAGAUCUCCGACAUUCAGUAUCAAGGGAUUUCGUAUGAUGAGAUGAAACGCGAAUUUCGUGGCGAGAUCAAUUACCAGGCCGAUAAGGACGUCCAUUUUCCUGAAUUAACUGCUGGUCAGACGCUGCUCUUUGCAGCUCUCGCGCGUACCCCUGCGAAUCGACUUCCCGGGGUCAGUCGGGAACAAUAUGCAUUGCACAUGCGCGAUGUGGUCAUGGCAAUCUUAAAUCUAACACAUACUGUCGACACCAAAGUCGGUAAUGAGUAUAUCCGUGGUGUUUCUGGUGGUGAGAGGAAGCGGGUUAGCAUCGCCGAGACGAUGCUUUGCAAUAGCACCAUCAGCUGCUGGGACAACAGUACUCAGGGCCUGGACAGCUCCUCUGCCUUGGACUUUGCUAAAUACCUGAAGACAUCAACUCGUUACACGGGUUCUACAGCUCUCGUUGCCAUCUACCAGGCGGGACAAGCCAUUUACGAUCUUUUCGACAAAGUGAUCCUUCUAUAUGAGGGACGAGAAAUUUUCUUUGGUCCUACACAUGAAGCCAGAUCGUAUUUCGUCGACAUAGGAUUCGAGUGUCCCGAGAGACAAACCACCUCUGACUUCCUGACGUCCUUGACCUGUCCUGAUCAACGGCGGGUACAACCUGGAUAUGAAUCAUCCGUCCCUCGCACGGCAGAUGAAUUUGCUGAGCGUUGGCAGAAUAGUUGGACCCGGAUGGCCUUACUGAAGGAGAUCAGUAGCUACCAAGCAAGAUUUCCACUCGGGGGAGACCAAUUGAGGCAAUUCCAACGGUCCCGUGAGAUGGAGAAGUCCCAUCAUGGGAGUAAAAGAUCCCCAUUCAUCGCUUCGUUCCCUUACCAGGUCCGACUUUGCUUGUGGCGCGCAGCUCUUCGGUUUCGAGCUGACUUCGCCGCAAGUGUAAUCCAAGUCUUCAGCAGCAUUAUAACAUCGUUGAUCACGGCUAGCAUAUUCUACGGCUUGGCGGAUAAUACGAGCACUCUCUUCCCUCGCGGUACACUUCUAUUUGCCACAAUCUUAAUGACCACUUUGAACUGCGCAAUGAAGGUCCUUUCUGUGUGGGAGCAACGGCCGAUUGUUGAGAAGCAUAAAGGAUAUGCACUGUACCGGCCGGCUGCGGAAGCCCUCAGCGAUAUCAUUAUUGAUCUUCCUGUGAGGUUUAUCACAAGCGGUGGGUUUUGUUUAUGUCUGUAUUUCUUGACGGAUCUGCGUCAAGGGUUGGGUCACUUUCUUCUCUACUAUAUAAUUACCAUCUUGUCCAUGUUAUCCAUGUCCAAUCUGUUCCGUUGUCUCAGCGCUUUUUCACGCACCCUCGACCAGGCAAUGCUUCUCUCGGCCCUCAUGCUGCUCGCUGUGUUUACCUAUACUGGUUUUGUGAUCCCCAUUCCCGACAUGCGCCCGUGGUUCCGAUGGAUUGCUUAUAUCAACCCCAUUGCAUAUACGUUCCAAGCGCUCAUGAUAAAUGAAUUUAGUGACCGCCACUUAGCAUGUGCACUGUACAUUCCAUUUGGCUCCGCAUACAGUAAUCUGGGCCCAAAGUCCGUCAUCUGCAAUGCCAACGGUGCUGUGGCUGGACAGAACUAUGUCGACGGAGACACUUAUAUUCAGAAGACCUACGAAUACUCACCAGACGCCCUGGCUCGCAAUAUCAUCAUCCUUGUUGCUUUCUUCUUCAUCACGCUGGUUGCGUAUAUCCUAGCAAGUGAGCUUAUCAGCUUCAACGCAUUGAAACCUCAAGUCCUUGUCUUCCCGCGCUGCCAGGCCUUGACGUUCGCCAAAAGGCUUGACCAAACGGACGAAGAGCAGCCCCACUAUGGCGACAGUGUUUUGGUGCGUAAAGAUGAUGGACAUUCUCGCGACCGUUCUCCCCUUCAGUCCCCGCGAGCUAUCUUCCACUGGCAGGACGUUUGUUAUGAUGUGAAAAUCAAAAAUGGCACACGACGCAUUCUGGACAGUGUGGACGGUUGGGUAGUACCUGGAACGCUGACGGCACUCAUGGGGUCCUCGGGUGCGGGAAAGACAACUUUGCUAGAUGUUCUUGCCGACAGAGUGACGGUGGGAGCAGUCACGGGCGAGGUUUUGGUAAAUGGGCGACCUCGAGACUCCAUAUUUCAGCGGAGUAUUGGCUAUGUUCAGCAGCAAGAUCUACACUUCCCAAAGAACACUGUUCGAGAAGCCAUGAUAUUCAGUGCGCUUUUACGCCAACCCACUAGCGUUCCUCGUGCUGAAAAGAUUGCAUAUGUUGAUGAAAUUAUCGAGGUUCUUGACAUGGAGGAUUAUGCAAAUGCAGUUAUUGGCGAACUAGGUGAAGGAUUGAACCUGGAGCAGCGGAAACGGCUCACCAUCGGUGUUGAAAUGGCUGCAAAGCCGGAGCUUCUUCUCUUCUUUGAUGAGCCUACUUCUGGUCUGGACAGUCAGUCAGCGUUAUCGAUCUGUAAGCUUAUGCGGAAGCUGGCAGAUCAUGGACAGGCAAUUCUCUGCACAAUUCAUCAACCGUCAGCAACUCUUAUGCAGGAAUUUGACAAGUUACUCCUGCUGGCCAGAGGCGGUCGCACAGUCUAUUUCGGACCACUUGGCCACCAAAUGGGCUCGCUGAUUCAAUACUUUGAAAAGAACGGGGCGCCUCCUUGUCCGCCUACUGCUAAUCCGGCAGAGUGGAUGUUGGAUACUAUCGGGACUUCUGAUAUUGACUGGGCUGAUCUAUGGCAUAAUAGUCCAGAAAGACGAGCAGUUCAUCAAGAGCUCACCAUGAUGAAGGAAAAACUACCCCGUAGUUCACGGGAAGUAUCUCGAACAUGCAGCGGCGAAUUUGCUACUUCGUUCAUUUUCCAGCUUAUAGUCUGUUUGGAGCGUGUAUUCGAGGAGUAUUGGCGAAACCCGAAUUAUAUAUACACCAAGUUGCUCCUUGGUACUCUUCCGGCCCUCUUUAUCGGUUUUAGUUUUUGGCACGAAAAAACAAGCAUGCGAGGCUUGAGUGACCAAGCAUUCAGUAUUUUCAUGAUCAUGUCCAUAAUGUCCAUCCUCGUGCUACAGAGCAUGCCGCAAUUCAUUUUUCAUCGCAAAGUCUACGAAAAUCGCGAAUCACUGUCCCGAAUCUAUUCUUGGAAAGUUUUCAUGCUUUCUAGUAUACUUGUCGAACUGCCGUACAACAUGCUACUUGCAUUCCUGAUGUUCCUCUCCUAUUACUAUCCCGUCGCGCUGUAUCGCAACGCCGAAGCCACAAACGACGUAACUCUUCGCAGUGGCAUCAUGCUCCUACUCUUCCAGUUCCUUACUGUUUUUGCUACUACGUUCAGCAUCAUGGUCACUACUAUGUUUGACUCGUUGGAGACUGCAGGGAGUCUAGCCUCGCCUCUUCUCUCGGUGAGUCUAGUAUUCUGCGGGAUCCUCCGACCUAAAAUAUCCUUACCGAAGCCUUGGAUCCCCAUGUAUCGAGUCUCUCCAUUCACAUAUUUCGCAUCGACCAUGCUCUCAACAGCAUUAUCUGGGAACAAAGUUCACUGCUCCGCCGUUGAGCUCCUCCGUCUCGAUCCUCCAAGUGGACAAACUUGUGGCGAAUUCCUGGGUCCAUACAUGUACACUGCGGGUGGGACUCUGAUAAACCCAAACGCCACAUCUGGCUGUCAAUUCUGCCAGUUGCGAACAACGGACGAGUUCUUGAAAGUUCUGAAUAUGGAUUUCAGUGAUUAUCCGCGGAAUCUCGGCAUUCUCUGCAUCUAUGUCUGCUUCAAUAUUGUGAUGGCCAUGUUGCUCUAUUGGGUUACACGGGUCUUCCGGAAGCAGAGGCAACGUACUACUAAGCGAACAUCCGCAUCUAAUGAUGGGCCAGAGAAGUGUAUUUCGAAAAACUGCACUGAGGGGAGGUCUGCUGGUGCUGCGCUUACUCUGUCAGAGGUGGACGAGUGGCUAGACACCGAUGGAGCCGGGGCAGAUAGUCGAUAACAAAAGUAUAAUUAAGAGCUUUUUAAAGCUGAAAAUCUAAUCAUGAACAGGCGUAGAUAAAAGCCCUAACCCUGGAGAGUACGACAUGAG
Molecule: messenger RNA, 4707 nt
Organism: Monascus purpureus
Lineage: Eukaryota; Fungi; Ascomycota; Eurotiomycetes; Eurotiales; Aspergillaceae
Source: the annotation of a GenBank genome assembly